Molecule: messenger RNA, 1565 nt
Organism: Polychytrium aggregatum
Lineage: Eukaryota; Fungi; Chytridiomycota; Chytridiomycetes; Polychytriales
Product: quinon protein alcohol dehydrogenase-like superfamily
Exons: 8
Coding region: 26-1372 (448 amino acids)
Biological process (GO): DNA-templated DNA replication; rRNA processing
Cellular component (GO): nuclear pre-replicative complex
Molecular function (GO): protein binding
Source: RefSeq, a predicted model, not a curated record
AGGGCGCAUCCCACCGACCGAAACGAUGCUGAGCGAAGUGGCUGUGACUGCGUCCUCGGCGGACACCGGUAUAUUCCUUUGGGACAUCCGGUCCGGCACCGUGCUGGCAUCACUCAAGGGCAACAAAUCCACGGGCCGCGUGCUUUCGGCUGUCGCCGGUGUCAACGGCUCGCUGACGACGUCGGGGUUGUUGGUAGCCCAGAGCGACAAGGCUGUUAUCAACUACUGGUCAUGGACAAAGGAGCAAUUUCAGGCCAAGUUCGUGGUUCCCGAAAAGCUUGCUGCAAUCGUCGCUUCACACAACGGGUCUAUCUGUGUGGGAGGCAGCCAGUCGGGGCGAGUUUAUGUAUGGGAGCUUGCGACAGGCAGUCUCCUGAAGAUGUUUGAUGCCCACUACAAGGCCAUCAAGGCAGUAUGCUUUACUUCCGAUGACGCCUUCUUCGUGACCGGCAGUGAAGACUCGAUUGCAAACGUCUGGCUGAUGGGCAGCGUCCUCGACCCAAGCGGGCCCGAGUCUCCGGCCCCGUUCCACACGCUCUCUGGACAUACCCUUCCUGUCACCGAUGUUGCCUGCAGCGUCGGCAUGGCCGGGCAUGCCAGGGUGUUCACGUCCUCUUUCGACCGAACAUGCAGAAUAUGGGAGCUAGCGACAGGAACUCCUUUGGUCACCGUCAACUACCCAAAGCCAGUGACGUCCGUGGCCGUCAACGCCCUCGAGACGUGCCUGUAUGCAGGCGGAUCCGAUGGCCUCAUCUACGGCACCCGUCUCUACAAAAACGAGCAAGAGACAGGAUACAGCGUGACAGCGCCAAAGCAAGGCUCUGUCGAGGAUGGCUCGCAUGAGAAUCUCGUCUAUCAGGGACACAGCCAGACGAUCACAGAUCUGUGUCUUUCGUUUGACGGCUCGCUGAUGCUCUCGAGCUCGGAAGACGGCACAGCGAUUGUGUGGGAUACAUCAAGUCGACAGGCGAUCCGCAACUUUGCCCAGCACAAAGCGGCCGUUACGAGCGCCACGAUCAUUUUCCGACCCCCCGAAUUACUGGAUGCAAAUGCCAAGCCCAUCCGGCCCGCGCCUCGCGCUCUCAAGCGCUACCAAAAGUCGGCCGAGACAGACGGGUUGUCAACCGGAGACGACGACAAGAUCAUCCUGCCAGAGCCUGGGUUCAACCUGCAGCAGCCACCCGGCCCAUCGGACGAGAGAUCGGCGGCAUCGGUCCAACAGACCCUGUCGCUGAUUACGCAACAGGGCAGUGACGAGCAUCUCAACGAGAUCGAGCGACUCAAGCUGGAGAUCUCCAAGCUGAAGCAUAACAACUCGCUCCUGAAGAAAGCCAACGACGAGCUGUAUCAGGCCAUGGCAAAGAAAGCAUAGACGCAAUCCCGCAUCGCGCCGCUGUUUGCUUCCUGCGGCCGAGUCUCCCGAGCGAGACACAAAUACAGUGCGGUCAAUAGUGCCCAUCAUUCCUAUCGGCACGCGGAGCACACCCCGUCUUGACGAAUGUGUAGGGAUUCUGGAAGCUGCUGUCGCCAUGGCUUCAGAAUACACACCUACAGUGGCGCCCGCC